Messenger RNA from Argiope bruennichi, 3453 nucleotides. RefSeq lists its product as uncharacterized. Bases 683 to 2356 code for a protein of 557 amino acids. The record is from RefSeq and is a predicted model, not a curated record. NCBI's taxonomy places the organism in Eukaryota, Metazoa, Arthropoda, Arachnida, Araneae, Araneidae. The transcript is spliced from 5 exons.
AAGAAAGAAUACCGCGAAUUAAGAGAAAAUGUUCCCGCGUUACGGAUGGACUAAAGGAUUCUGAUUUAUUGCAUUUCUGGGUGACGGUUUGUUUGUGUCGGUUUGGAACUUCGGAGCUUGGUUUUGAAGUGAAAGCGCGGGCACUGAAAAGUCUUCGAUAAGAUUUAUUCAUUUAUAUAUUUUGUUGUUUUUUCGAUAAAACUUCUACUUAUUGGUUUAAUUCCGACAUUUUUUAUUACCUACAAAUUGUUCGUGUGAUUUAUGUGUUUCAUUAAAUUAAAUUAACAAUCAUAUUGUUUGCCGUAGUGCUAAAAGAGAAUAAACCAAACAAUAUUUUUUUCAAAAUCAUCUGAUGUGGAAUUUUAAUUGAAAUUUUAUCAUAGCCGAUGAGCCAAACGAUAUUUUCUACCAAGUGAAAAAUUAUCGUCUGCUUUAAAAAAAAAAAAAAAAAAGUGGAAUCGAUAUAAAUAGAUAUUAUCGAGAUUGUAACAAUGUGAUUACCGACAAAUUUGCAUCAAAUUGAAAUGAAGUAAUGAUUUGUUAUAAGAAGAACUUAUAGAGCAAUUAAUUUCAAUUCGGAAUCAUAAUCAUUAUCAUGAGCAGUGCUCAUAUACCUACAUUUCCAGCAUUCCUGCAGAUUAAUAAAAUUUAUUUUUAAAUUAAAUAUUAUGCAAUAAAAUAAAUGGAUUCAGUCUUGUACAGCUGGCUAGCAGCUGCGGCUGUUGCCCCCUUUGUGGUCAUUCUAUCAUGCUGGACACUUGCAGUUUUUCGAAGUUACAGACCGGACUGGAGACUUCUGGAUAUUUUUCUUUAUGCUUUGGUCUGUAUGGAAGUAGCUUCGGCUCUUUUUAGCUUCGGAUAUUCGAUACUUGAAGCUAUUCGUCCAGCUCUGGAAGCCCCCUGUCGGUUCAUUAUAUGGGGACUGACGGCAACACGUGUUUUUCACUUAUCUGCUGUGACAUCUUUGCUGCUGGACAGGGCACUCGCGUCAAAGUGGCCAAAUACCUACAGAUCGAGUGUUCGACACAGCCAGGUGAGGUAUCACGUGAUCGUGCUGGCCAUCAUCUCCAUCUUCGUGGGGGUGACCUCAGUGUUCGCUCGUCUGCCAUCUGCCGCGAACACCUGCUCUCUGCACCCCCUCGACUGGGAUAUUAAAUUCUCAGCAUUCCUCAGCUGCGUCUAUGCCCUACUCCUGAUCACAGGCUUCGGAUGCUGCUUUGCCGUCCAGGCUGGACGUUUUCGUUCCAGAAGCAGCUACCGGACGUCCUGUUCCAGGAACUCAGGAACCACCAACAGCAGCGGCUCCUGCGACGAAACUAGAGACUUGGAAUGGGCGGUUGUGGCCAGCAUUUGCUGGUUGUCCUAUAUGGUCAACCAUGGCCCCUACCUUGUCUUGACGACACUUGGAAUGGCUGUGCCUACCUUCUGGUCCGCAUGGCUGGAUAACAGUGUGGUAUGGCUACGGCUUGUUCAGGGUCUGAUGGUGCCGUGUGUGCUGCUUCUGGCUGAUAUGCCUCACAGAAGUGCUCUCAGAAAUAUGCUCAGACAGUCGGGGCGUAUUUACAGGCAUCUUUCAGAUCAUGGUGGAUUCCGAAUGCAAAUUGGCGAAAACACUAAAGCUGGAUUCCCUCCUUUUGCUCCCUAUCAUAUUCCUCCUUUCCCCCAGCGAUUAAGAUGGAGCCCUGCCAACCUGCCCAGCCUGCAGUCCCUGCAGCCUUUGGACGUGGAUUCUCUUCGAAAAGGUUACGGAAGCGCGGGGUACACGACCUUACUCAGCCUUCCCUCUUCCACCACAUCUUUCUCAAGUCCUUUCUCGUCCUGCUCUUCAGCUGGUCAGUCUUUCAACUCCGUCACCACGAAUGCCGUCAACGAUUUUGUAUUUCGUAGACCCUCCGUUCUCGCUCUCUUUGAACCUUCCAGAACACAGCAAGAGGGUAGACGCUGCGACACGCCAACACCUUUCGCAGAAAGUCUGGAUACGGAUGGAAGUGUCUGCAACUGCAGUUUGGUGACAGAGCAGGAACCGUCAGAAACAAUCAGCAAGAACAUGAUCAAUAUCAUUCUAGCCUAUGAGAAUCCAUCCUCGGUUGCUAGAGAUGACGUGGUGACAUCAGAAAGUAAUGAGCCAAUGGAGGAGUCUUUUGAGGACAGGUCUACUUCUUCAGAGUCAUCAGAUGCUGAUAGUGUUCAGAGCGUGAUUAUUCGUCAGAGGGUGGAUCAAAGAGGGCGAGUGGCUGCCAGCGACAUUAGUAGAGUGGAAAAGAAGCUCUUCAGGUGUGAUAAGGAUUCAGAAACAGAUGCGAGCUCCGAUAAUGUGAUUUCUGAGCAAAGAGUAAUUUACUCAGAAUACUUGUGAUUUUAUUCCAUUUUUCGAACACUAUAACAAUGAAAAAUUGUCCAUCAGAGAUGUUCAUACACAUCUUGAUGCUGAAUACGAAAAGAUCUUGGAGCUGUUUGAAGUUGAAUAUGGAUUUGAUACUACCAUUAUAAAACAGCAAAAUGAGAAGAAGUGGUCUUUAUUUGUGAAUGUAGUCUUCAGAUUAUUGGUUCACUUUGAAUAAAGAAAAUUAUUCAUCUGACCAUGACUCUGCUAAUGAAUAAGGAGUUAAUGCUAUUUUGUGCAGAGGUACUUACAUUAGGUGAAUUAGAAGAUAUUAAAGGCUGUGUACAAUAAAAUCUUGAACUGAAUAGUCUUGCCUUAAAUUUCAUUUUACAGGGUAUGAGAAUAUAAAACGAUCAAAUAAUUAUGUGAUUUAUACUAGAAAACAAAUCUCUGGCUGAAACAGAUUUUAAAUUGUUCGUAGAAAACUUUCUUUCGCAAAAAAAGAAUAAAGAAUGUUCAGAUUACAGUUAGAACUUUGCACAAGAAUACUAUCAUGAACUCUCUAAGAUUUAACCUGACCAUAUAUGUUCAGUCCCCAUCUCAGUUAGGGAGCCAAAUUGCCAUUGAUUUUCGUGAUGUUUGCCAUGUUUUCUUAUUGGACACAGUGGCACUGAAAAGAAUUAUAGUGCUCUAUCGUCAUAUUAAGUUUUGUAAUGAAUGCAAUAAUAUUUUGCCUCCACGGAGCUCUUUGUUUCUCAGAUUGGUGUCAAGUGCAUUUAUUGCUCUUUAUUUUCCUUCCAAGUCGUUACAUAGUUUGGACAUUUAAAAAGAUUGAAGAAAGAAUAAAAUAUUCUAUGUUAAGAUUUUUUUUAUCUUUAUUUCUUUUUAAGAAUUAUUCUUUAUUUGGACUUAUUCUUAAUUAUUCUCUCACUCGAUGAAGAUGUUGGAUUAAAGUAUUUAUUAUCUUUGCAUUUGUUUAAAUAAUCCUAAGAUCUUUGAGAUUGAGUGAAAAUAAGAUGUUAAAAAAUAUUAAAUGUUUUUUCUUCUUUGUUGCCCGAUGGAAGCAAGUUCACAAUUUUUGAAAUAUCUUUUAAAAUGUUACCUUUCUUUUUUGUUUACAUAAUAAAGAA